Molecule: messenger RNA, 1815 nt
Organism: Owenia fusiformis
Lineage: Eukaryota; Metazoa; Annelida; Polychaeta; Sabellida; Oweniidae
Source: the annotation of a GenBank genome assembly
UUGAACUGCCUUUCUUUCCCAUUGUGGCUGAAAUUGAAGGAUAUUUGGAUUCUGUCAUCAUUUUCGACGUGCCUCACGUGUAGACAAGGCAUUGUUGUACUUUGUCUACGUAUAAUUGUUUUAAUCUGCUGUCGUUUUAUAAAGCGUUUAGAGAACGAAAGCACAGAUAAACACAAGAUGGCAUCUACCAGUGGAGGAAAAGGUUACCAGGAUUCAGAUGUUGUAACUGAAGUGCCAGAAAUGCUUAAAAAACUUGUCAAAUUUGUAUCAAGAAAAUUUUAUGGGCCUGAAUUUGGUCUUAUUAUUGACAUGUUGGUGCGGAACCCUUGUAUGAAAGAAGAAGAUUUAGUUGAGCUAAUCAAGCUGGAUAGAAAACAGUUGAGAAUAUGUGCAAAUGCCAUGAAACAAGAUAAACUUUUAAAAGUGCGAGUACGAGUUGAAACUGACACUCAGGGUAGGACUACCCGACAUAACUACUUCUUCAUUGAUUAUAAGAUGUUGGUGAAUGUGUGUAAAUAUAAAUUGGAUCACAUACGACGGAGAUGUGAGACGGAGGAAAGGGAUGCAACAAGUCGAGCGUCAUUUCGUUGUACGGCUUGUGAGAAACCAUUCACAGAUCUGGAUGUGAAUCAGUUAUUCUGUCCAGUAUCACAAAUGUUCCUGUGUAGUUUCUGUAAGAUGGAGGUCAUAGAAGAAGCAAGCAGCUUACCAAUGGAAGAUACCAGGUCAUUACUGAGUAAAUUCAAUGCACAGAUCGAGCCUCUUUAUUUCCUGUUACGGAAUGUUGAGGAUAUAAGAUUAGCACCAAGCAUACUGGAGCCAGAGCCAAGCGAUGUGUCUUAUCUUACACGAAGGGCUCAUGGUUCCAAGUCUAGUAAAGAAAACAAAGAAUUGUGGAGUGGUGAAGCAUCAAAGGGGGUUAAGUUUGGUGCCAGUGAGGUACAGAUCAGUGUGAAUGCAGAGACAGAAUCAGUUGUGCCUCAGACACAGAAAGAACGACCAAUCUGGAUGACUGAGAGCACCAUCUCUGGGCCAGAACCAGAACCAAUCAAGUCUGCGGGAGCAUCUAGUAUGGAUAUAUCAGAAUCAGCGCCAGCCCCAAUAGAACACACAGACGAUGACAUCAUGCGCACAUUGCUUGCUCAUGAGAAGAAAAGUUCUAACGUUCCUAUACCCACUGCACCUGAUCUCCCUGCAGCAGCUGCUAGUGACAGAGAGAGUGACACCAGUGAAGAAGAGAUGGAUAUUCCAGGUCCCCCAGUACCCCCUGCCCAACCUGAAAAUGCAGCCAAUGCCUGGGCAGAUCCAAACAUAAAUGACAAUAGACAAAUAGCAAGUGAUGAUGAAGAUGAACAGGUGAUGGUGAAUGUUAAUGGUGUCAGGAUGCCAUUCCAUGAAGUCACUGAUGCUCAUAUAAAAACAAUGAAUCCAGAGGAAAAAGCGAUAUUUGUGAAAAUUGGACAGGAACUGUAUGACGAUAUGCAUGGAGUGCACCAUGCAGGGACAUCUUCAUAUAAACAAGGGUGAUGUAGUGACUUGUCCAGUUUGCCAGGUGCGACAAAUCUUGUACCAGAGUUUCUCUUGAAUAUGCCCAUUGGGUGUUUAUUUUGCACAGGGUGUUUGUUUGAAAUACCUAAAUGGGCCCAUUGGCCUUUAUUAAGAGGGCAAAAACAUUUUUCCAAGGUGGAUGGGCGUUUAUUAAGAAGUAGAAAUAGCUUUUCCAAGCCAGUGGGCAUUUAUUUCGAGGAAUAUUAUCGCUAGUAAAGUUGACACAUGGCCUUCAUACUCACAUAAUAGUAUCAUGAGCACAGGCAU